Molecule: messenger RNA, 354 nt
Organism: Colletotrichum higginsianum IMI 349063
Lineage: Eukaryota; Fungi; Ascomycota; Sordariomycetes; Glomerellales; Glomerellaceae
Exons: 1
Coding region: 1-354 (117 amino acids)
Source: RefSeq, a predicted model, not a curated record
AUGUUGAGCCCUCAAUACCGCGGGAUGGUUCCGGUCAUCGGUAAGAGUAUCAACGCCAAGCCGGCCACCUCACCACUCGCAAACUAUGGACGCUUCGGCACCCACGGCGGACGACACGGAGGGAGGCCGGGUCCAGUCCCUGAUCCCUGGCGGCCGACGCUGCUUUCCGACAACGACUACCCUCGACCCUUUCCUUGCAUGUCACGUACCGUCCGUUGGGUCGCCCAGAUGCAUGCAAAGGACACCACGGCUCUGCGACUCAGAUACACCCUGGACGUGGUGUAUCUGCUUAGUGUGCCUGGAUGGCGAAGCCAAUCACUCAUCUCCACCCCCAAAGAUCCUAGGUCCGCCUAG